Octopus bimaculoides (California two-spot octopus) is the source of this 1658-nucleotide messenger RNA. RefSeq names its product integrin beta-1-binding protein 1. Gene Ontology annotation, cellular component: ruffle; cell periphery; cytoskeleton. Lineage: Eukaryota; Metazoa; Mollusca; Cephalopoda; Octopoda; Octopodidae. Gene Ontology annotation, molecular function: integrin binding. The record is from RefSeq and is a predicted model, not a curated record. Gene Ontology annotation, biological process: negative regulation of substrate adhesion-dependent cell spreading; negative regulation of focal adhesion assembly.
UUAAAAGCUUCACUUCCGGUUAUAUUGUUUAUUGUUGAAAAGAAGGCAAAAGUUUGUUGUCGAUCGAUCGAUCUGUUGUUGGAAGAUGAUUAUUUAAAGGAAAAAAUCACCUACCCAUAAUUAGGCAAAGCUUUGAAACUAAUAGAUAAACUCUAUUUGUGAAAGAUGUUUAAAAAAAAAGCCAAGUCGACUCCACAACAGAACGGCAGCAAAGAAAGUGUUGUUGGUUCCAGUAAUGAAAACCUGACUGCACUGAAAGACACCAAAGAUUCUGUGGAGAAGAUUCUCCACCAGAGAGUCUUUUUUAACGUGUUCUUUCUUGGAAUGGUACAGGAAAUGAAUAUGGGUGAUGCAAGGAAGAGGGAUACUGAGGCUCAGCUAAUCGACCAGCUGGAAGAAGCUCAAAUUGAUGGCAAACUACCUGUCACCGCUCGAGAAGAAGAUACUGUGAAACUAAAUGUGUCAAGGCAUGGAAUUAAGGUCCUUGACAAAAAGGGCCAGGAAGUGUUGCAGCGACACCCCCUGCACACCAUUGCUCAGAUCAUCCAAUAUGAUGAUGACUUCCAACACCACAACGUGGCAGUGAAGAUCGGUCAGUUCAGUAAGACGGUCUUCCAUUGCUUUGUCUUUCAGUGUGUCUCAGAGAACCAAGCCCAGAAUAUUUGCCAAUGUCUUCAGAAAUUGUUUGAUGCUGUGACAAUGAAUAUAUCGAUGGAUUCUUAAAAAGAUUUUCCUCCCUAGCUCUGCAUUCCUAGACAUAAAACAUAGAGAUUUCUUUUGAAUGCAAAACAAUGCUGUGCAGUCUGUUCCAAACCACAGCAACAUUUUACUGGCAGGAUUACAAUUUGGGAUUCUUUCAGGAAUUCAGAUUGUUAUUGAGUUUUUGUUUUUGAAAGGUGAAUUGGUUUUAUUUAUUGAGACAUUCUUUCAAUCAAUUUUCUCUCAAUGCUCUGUCUGUCUUAAAGAACCAUAAACUAUCAAAAGAACAAACAAUUUCAUGUGCAAACUACCUACAACAAUGAGUUAUUCUUCAGGCUGUAUUGACUGGUAACCACACAGUUGAAGAACCUAUACUGUGAUAAUUGGACUAGAGCUGGUCUGUGGACUUAUUUUGUCCAUAUCACCCCACUACCCACCUUCAAGUAGCUUUCAGGGAUCCUUCCAGAGUGUUAAUGCACUCAAGUGGUCCCUUUAUACGCACAGGGGCUCUAUAAAACUCAGGAUCUCUUUUAUACGGAGAUAUAAAUAACUCUCUGAGUUUAUGGGAAGUGAUAGAGAAUACCGAAGUGUCUUCAUCCUCUCACUUCAACCCUACAAUGUGGCCUUGUGUCAUUAUUUAAGGGUCCCUAAGGGUAGCAGAAAUGCUUUGUGAUAUUUAGUUACGUCCCUUUAUUUGCAUAAAUCUAAAUCUUGUUGAGACUGACUUCACUUCUUGUUCCUCUGGGAUGGGAGAAGUGGUUGGUAAAAUAGAUACCAGUAAUAUUUCUGGGACCUGAUUGAAUCGACUACCCCCCCCUAAUGCCGUUCAUUCAAACUGCAUUUACAUUAUGGUUUCUUUUGUUUUUUGUUAUGUUAUUGAUUCAUCAUCAUCACCAACACCAUCAUCAUCAUGUAAAUAUGUAUUUAAAUAAAGAAGAAUAUUUAUAACAUCUGAUAAA